GCGGCUGCCUGCCUCCCCCUUCUGCGUGCUCUGCGUUGGCGGCUGCCUGCCUCCCACAACUGAAUCGAGCGGCACUCGUGCCGCGUGAACCGAUGCCUCGACAUAGACGCGAGCGUGCGUGCAGCCUGCCCCUUCUGCCACCGGCACGUAUGCCUGCGACGCGUGAAACGACGCUGCGGAGCGACUAAAUCCACCGGCAACCGGGCGGCAAGGAUCGAUGCGUGCGUCUCGGCGUGCAUGCAUGCGUUUAGGUCUAGGUCACUAGAUGCGUGCGUGGCGGUGUUCGCAUGCAUAGCAGGCUAAAUCGAUGCCAAAGCCGGGCAUGCAUAGCAGGCUGCAUCCAUCGAUAGAAGGCUUUUUUAAUUUAUUCCCAACAAACUAACGGGCCCGUCCUAUGAACACAAACACGGCCCAACCAGCGAAGCCACAACCACAGUCAACAGAGUCCAACGUGGCCCCACAAGUCAGUUAACGGCCAAGACGGCAAACGUCUGUUAUGAACAUUUGUGAGAGUUUCAGCUAAGGGAGUGGGGAAAAGUGAGCAAAAGUUUAAAGCGUGGGAAAAACUGAGCACAACUAAGGAAUUGGGGGCACAGAUGGAAUAAGCCCAUUUUAAUUCUAUCAUGUCCAUGGCUAAGUGGUCGUACUGAUUUGUUCGGCGUGUGGCAGGGUUUUCCUUUUGUUGUGCUCUGCUGCGGCAGAGUUUUUGGUGCAUUAAGCUAGCUGCAUGGAGUACUUGAGUUUACAAGUUUAAAACAUUCUUCUGAUGCUGGAUUUCAAAGGUACUCUCUAUUGAUGAUGGCUAAGAAUAAAGAAAACAUACUUUCCGACAAUUCAAACUGCUCUAACUUUUAUGUCCCUGAAUAGCUAGCAGCUGAAGGCUUCCUUUUUUUCUUUCCUGCCGAGGGAUAAUCUGAUAUCCCCAUAUAUGAAUUCUUUCUAAUUUUGCAACGUGGUUGACUUUUCCAGUUUUCUCUUUCCUUAUGUUCUAUGUCUGACAUAUAUAGGAUGCCUGCACCAAAAGUUUAAAUUCCGUCAGUACCUGUAGAUAUGUUAGGAACAGACAUGUUGUUCCAAGCAACAAUACAAAAUAAUAUGAACUAUAAUAGCAUGAACCAUAGCAAUGUACCAUUACUGUUUUCGUGUAAGACUAUUUGUAGUUUUGUCACUGCCCAACAUACAAAGACAGAGAUACACAAGCAGAAUUGUCAUCAUGCAGUAGUAUUACUAUAGAAGCAACAGAAAUAUAGAAAUGAGAUCAACGGAGAUAGUAUCUUUUGAUGUAAUCUGUACCCUUCAGUUCAAACACAAAAUAAUGUUAUCACUAUCAAAUCGGACCAUUCAGUAGCAAUACCAUGAAAUUCUGAAACCAAUGUGCAAAUCUUACACCAACAGGUCUGCAACGAUGCAGUUGACUAACCAUGAUAGGGCUUCCUGGUUGUUGAGAAUUAAGGGAGAACUCAUAGUAAAAUCUUUGUUCAUACUUUGCACACUAAUAGUGUGAUUGGUUGGGUGUAUAAGCUUAGGCUAUGCUGAGUUUGUGCAGAAUCCUUUUUUUUUCAUCACACUGAAAUCCUUGUCCCUUUUGAACCAUCGGUACAUUAUAGAUGACUAAAUUGUAUGCCCCUUGAUAUGUGCAAAGCUUUCAGAGGAGCUGCGACGCGCAAGAAACAACGUAAGUGUCUUUCCUUAUGCAAAAUUUGCAUGCAUCUCCUUGCGAUCGAUCCAUGUCGCAGUGGCGGCUGGCGGUUGGGCCAGCUCUUCCUGCAUGAUGUGUGUGCGUGUUGUGUGUGUGCAGUGCCUGGUGCUUGUGGAUGUGCUGGAUCGUGUGUGCGAGAUGGAUGGUGCUCCACUUGCUGUUAAUUGCUUUAAAUGGGAAACCAAAUAUUGUGUACUUGCUCAAUUAUGAAUUAUAUUUUCAUAGAUUGAAUUAUUGUUUACUGUAUUUUUGGCCUUCGCAUUGCAAUACCUAUAGAUGAGUGUUUUUGUGAAUUGUCACAGGUUAGAUCCCAUCUGCAAAUUUUACCAGCCUAUUUUAUUUGAUAAAUAUCAUUGUUAACACAUGAUCCCAUUGUUGUUUAGGUGAUAAUUGUUUGUGUGUGACAGAUGUAGAGUAGGCAUAGAUCACAAUUUCUUAGUUUCUUACAGUUAUUUGACAUGAAAAUAUAAUGGCUCUCACCAUUGUUGGUUUCACUGGUAUAUAGAUCAAAAUAUUAAGGUGAAAAUGACAAUCCAGGAGGAGGGAGCUACAGAGGUUGACAGUGAUGACAUGGGCGGUAUCGAUGCAGUUGACUACACAAGUGGUGGAUUGAUUGUCCUUUCUAUUUGUUUAGGAUUAGGAAAAAAGGGCUUAUUUAAUUCAGUAUGUUCGUGGCAACGUUGUGUUUAUAUCAGGCAAUUAACUGUUUUCGAUGUACUGGGGGCAUGAUGUGUUUAUAUCAGCCAGUUUAGCUUCAGCUGUAUAACCCGGUCUACUAGCACGAGUGGCUGGUGUGGACUGAGAGCCACGAGGUGGGCGAGGGUUUCUGCUGUGUGCGCAACCUCAACUUUAAAGCCCUCGACAAUGAAAUUGUUCCGGGGUGACUCACAUACCAGUGCUAGAAUACCCUUCCCUGCUCUGAGUAAUAUGAUCCAACUUGAUGGACUAUCUUCCACUGUUUGUUUUGUAUUAUUAAGUGUUGCUUCUUGCGACUACAGAGAUGUGACUCGGAGGUCCAGAAGCCAGCAUCAGCAUCACCAUCGCCAUUAGUUAAUAUGGCCUCCUGUGGUUGCGUGCUCUUAUACUGCUAGCUAAUAAUGCUGCUAGUGAAAUAUAACCACGCAUGGUACAUGGCAAUGGUGCCUGAUGUGUGUGUAUGCGUUGUGACUUGUGAGCCGGCUUCCAAGAUAGUGGAGUGAGUAGGAUGGCUUUUGAAUUCCGAUAUAACUCAUCUGUGUAUCUCAAACAGGGGUUUGUACUACUUUGUGGCCUGCAUUGUUUUCUUAAUUUUCUUCAGUCUAAUCAAUGAGCUCACUAUCUUGCACCUUGUUGUCUGUUCUGUUCUUCCUCUGUUGUUGCUAUGACCAGUUUAUCAGAUAAAAUUAGCUGGAUUGCAUACUGAAAUGACCAUCUUUGCACUGCAUUGCAUACUGAAAUGAAACAGGGUCCGAUCGAUGUGGAGGAGACUUCGGUUGACGGCCCCGACGACGUCCAAGGGCUGGACGCAUCCGCCGCACACAUAGUAAACUUGCUAUCGUCCGAGCCCUCUGAUGUGAGGCUUGGGAUAGGCGGUUUCAGCAUGGGAGCCGCCACUGCGUUCCACUCUGCCGCAUGUUAUGCUCAUGGAAGGUUCUCAAACGGUGUUGCGUACCCUACCCUCAGCGCUAUCAUUGGGUUGAGCGGCUGGCUUCCCUGCUCCAGGACCCUGAGGACCAAGAUUGAGAGCUCACAGACUGCUUUCAGGAGGGCUGCUGCCUUGCCGAUAAUGCUUGGCCAUGGAAGAGGGGACGAGGCAGUCACGUACAGGAACGGUGAGAGGUCAGCCGAGUUUCUGCGGAACUCGGGCUUUUCUUACCUGAAUUUCAAAGCCUACAACGGACUGGGCCAUCACACCACCCCUGAGGAAAUGGACGAUGUCUCCAAGUGGCUCAGGGCAAGGCUCGGGCUUGAUCGCUCUUGCGGCUAAGUGGAGAAGCUUGUGCCUUGGUGGCUGACACAUGACAUGAGAGAAAAGUAUUGACACUAUAGAGGAGAAGGUUGAUAUAUAUAGGUUAAUCAUAUGAAGAGACCACGACCGGCAUGUGUUGAUAUAUAAGUCGUCACUACUGAAUUUCAUGUUACACUUAUAUUGUACUAGUAAGAGUUGUACCCCAGUUAUAUUGUUUGUUUUGAUUGACCACACCAGUAAUUCAUGACGGUAGCUUUUAAUAUAUGGUUGUGUUCUACUUCUAUAUCAGUCCAGUGUAGACUUUUCACGUCACGUCAUAUCAUCAUCAAAACAC
Molecule: messenger RNA, 3981 nt
Organism: Aegilops tauschii subsp. strangulata
Lineage: Eukaryota; Viridiplantae; Streptophyta; Magnoliopsida; Poales; Poaceae
Source: RefSeq, a predicted model, not a curated record